UUAGAAUAGAGCUGUUAUUAUUUAUAACGUGUUUCGCCCACUAUCACCCAAGCAGCCACCCUUUACCAAAAUUUACUGUAAGACUCUCCUAUGUUUAAAUAUACUUUCUCUUACAACUGCGCUGCUCUGUCAGUGCAUUAAUUGUGAGGUCACUGUAGGCAGGCAAUUGGACACAGGAUGGAUUGGGGCCGUCUGAGGCCAAAUGGGAUGAGAUUAGCCAAAUCCUUGAUGGCUGAACCUCAAGGCUCUUCACUGUGUGCAGCAAGUAGAUCAUUAGCCAUUUCUUCCACCAUAGUCCUUGUAGCACCAAUCCCUUUUGCAUCCAGCUCAAGUAUGCGUGCAACUAUUGCCUCCUCCUCUAUCUUCUUCAGCCUGCUUGAGUUGAGCCGACAGUUGCAUUGUGCAAGUUUUCCAUUGCAUCAUUCUCUCAGUGUUGUCUGGGGAAUGUUAAAUGCCUUUGACGCGUGUUUUGUACUGUCAGGCACAGUAGCUUGGGUAGCCUUAAUUGCAAGGUAUAGUGUGCCUUCAAUUUGUAAUGAUGAAAACAGCCUUUGUCCAGAGGCUGUUUUUGAGCAACAGUCGGAACGAGUCGUGCAGAGAAGCAGCCUGAUCAGCACACGAAUCGCUCAACGGGACACUGCGCGCGCCCUCGGCUUGGUGCGAACUAGGUGGUCCAAUAAGCGUCCGACAAAAGAUCCACUUGACCCAACUUGGCGUAUCCAGCUCAAGAGCGGCAGCGUUCUGCGUUCUGCGUUCCGUACAAAAGAUCAGGCCAUGUCUGCUGCGGUGUGUGGCCUGCGUACCCACUUUAGGUUGCACAACAGGCUAGCCUGGCAGCUUUGUGACCUGGGGUUGCAAUUGCAAUUGUCCGCAAGUCCCAGAGACCGCGUGAGGAGUGCAUGCGCCCCCAUCGCACUCGUCGAUGCGGAGGGCCACUCGGAACACGCAGCGAAAAGCCAGCUGGGUGCGGUGGGAGGUGAGUGGGAGCUGGGUGACGCAUGAGCAGAGGCUAUGCAGGUAAAAGCAACGUCCGCAGCAUCGCCCUCAGGCUUCUAUGGGAGAGCGGACACGCACAUGGCUGGGCUUGAGCGUUAAGGAUAGAGCGUGCAGUAGUGACGAGUUUCCUUCAAUCGGAUUGCGGAAAGGAGCAAGGGCC
This is a messenger RNA of Macroventuria anomochaeta, 1156 nucleotides long. RefSeq lists its product as uncharacterized. Lineage: Eukaryota; Fungi; Ascomycota; Dothideomycetes; Pleosporales; Didymellaceae. The coding region runs from base 178 to 1002 and encodes 274 amino acids. The record is from RefSeq and is a predicted model, not a curated record. The transcript has 5 exons.